Molecule: messenger RNA, 1617 nt
Organism: Camelus dromedarius (Arabian camel)
Lineage: Eukaryota; Metazoa; Chordata; Mammalia; Artiodactyla; Camelidae
Gene: CFP
Product: complement factor properdin
Exons: 9
Coding region: 129-1535 (468 amino acids)
Source: RefSeq, a predicted model, not a curated record
CCGCUGCUGCCCUUCGCCCUCCCAGUUCCUCCUGCCCCUGGUUCCUCUUUCCCACCAAGUCCAGGAGCAGGUCAGCCCACAUAAAGCCAGGCCUUCUCUGGCGGGGCUGCAGGGCUGCUGGGCACAACAUGUCCACCCCAGUGCAGGCCCCUGGCUUUCUGCUGCCGCCGCCGCUGCUGCUGCUGCUGCUGCUGCUUCUAACCCUGCCGGCCACAGGUUCAGACCCCGUCCUCUGCUUCACCCAGUAUGAGGAAUCUUCGGGCAAGUGCAAGGGCCUCCUUGGGGGAGGUGUUAGCGUGGAAGACUGCUGUCUCAAUGCUGACUAUGCCUUCCAGGAGUCCAGCCACAGUUUCUGUAUGGCAUGCAGUUUCCCGCAUUGGUCACCGUGGUCCACGUGGACCCCCUGCUCUAUGACCUGCACCGAGGGCUCCCAGCUGCGACACCGGCGCUGCGUAGGCCAGGGUGGGCAGUGUCCUGACAAGAUGGAGCCCGGGACCCUCCAGUGGCAGCUACAGGCCUGUGAAGACCAGCCAUGCUGUCCUGAGAUGGGUGGUUGGUCCAACUGGGGGUCCUGGACAUCUUGCUCAGUCACCUGCUCCAGAGGGACCCGGACUCGUCAUCGAGCAUGUGAUCAGCCUGUCCCCAAGUGUGGGGGCGGCUGCCUAGGAGAGGCAAAGGAGUCAGAGGCCUGUGACACCAAACAGGUCUGCCCCACACACGGGGCCUGGGCAGCUUGGGGCCCCUGGGGCCCCUGCUCAGGCACCUGCCGCGGUGGACCCAGAGCACACACGGAGAAACGGAGCCGCACAUGUUCUGCACCUGAGCCUUCCAAGCAGCCUCCCGGGAAUCCCUGCUCAGGGUCAGCCUACGAGCAGCGGGCCUGCACUGGCCUGCCACCCUGCCCAGUGGCUGGUGGCUGGGGACCAUGGAGCCCUGUGAGCCCCUGUCCUGUGACCUGUGGCCUGGGCCAGACCCGAGAACAACGGACAUGUGAUCACCCUGUGCCCCAGCAUGGGGGCCUCUUCUGUGUUGGUGAUGCCACCAGGACCCACAUCUGCAACACGGCCGUGCCCUGCCCUGUGAACGGAGAGUGGGGGCCCUGGGGGGAGUGGAGCACCUGCACCCGCCCAAGCAUCAAACACAUCAGCUGCCAGGAGAUCCCAGGCCAGCAGAUCCGCUCCAGGAGCUGCAAAGGCCGCAAAUUUGAUGGACAGCGGUGUGUUGGGCAACAGCAGGAUAUCCGGCACUGCUACAAUAUCCAGCGCUGCCUCUGGAAAGGCUCGUGGUCAGAGUGGAGUACCUGGGGGCUGUGUAUGCCCCCAUGUGGACCCAACCCCGUCCGUACCCGCCAGCGCCUCUGCAAGGCUACGCUCCCGAAGUUCUCGCCCACUGUUACCAUAGUCGAAGGUCAGGGUGAGAAGAACGUGACCUUCUGGGGGAAACCAUCGGCACUGUGCGAUGUGCUGCAGGGGCAGAAGGUGAUGGUGGAAGAGAAACGUCCAUGUCUGCACGUGCCUGCCUGCAGAGAACCCUGAAGAUGAGAAGCUUUAACAUCUCUCUUUUCCACUCUGACCCCCUGACCCCUGAGACGUCAAUAAACCAGCCUCUUCCUCAGGA